Vigna unguiculata (cowpea) is the source of this 775-nucleotide messenger RNA. RefSeq names its product dirigent protein 24-like. NCBI's taxonomy places the organism in Eukaryota, Viridiplantae, Streptophyta, Magnoliopsida, Fabales, Fabaceae. The record is from RefSeq and is a predicted model, not a curated record.
UGAAGCCUAUAUAUGAAUGAAGCAUGAAAAUGCAAACUAUUGUGAAAAGAAAGCUAUGCAACAAUGGCUAGACCAAUUCCUUCUCUUGUGGUAAUAUUCGUGUUACUUCUGUUCAUGAUUGAGUUUUCUUCAGCAAGAAGAACUCUUGCCAAUGUUCCAUCCUCUAACCAUAACCAUGGCCAUCAAAAGAUAACAUUUUUAAUGAGGGAUGUGCUGAAUGGUAGUAGCACACAAUAUUCAGAGAAACCAACAACUGUAAAUGUGACUGAUCAAAUACCCCAAUCCACUGCAACAGUUCCACUGAAUAAUGCACCUUCUGAAACCCUUGAUCUGUCCACUAUUGGGUUCUCUUUUCCCACCAGAGCAACACUUCAGGAACUGGAGUAUGGAUCAGUAACAUCCAUAGAUGAGGAUCUGGUCGAGAGUGAUGGAGAUGAAGUGAAAAACAUUGGAAAAGCAGAAGGAGUUUAUGUUGUUAGUUCUGAGGAUGGAAGUAGCCAUAUGGUGGCUAUCACUGCAAGUUUCUUGAAGGGUGAUGCACUGAGACUUUUUGGAGUGCACAAGAGUGAUGUGUUUGAGUCGCAUGUUGCUGUUAUUGGAGGCACCGGGAAGUACUAUGAUGCUAAUGGCUAUGCUGCGGUUAAGGUUGUCCACAAAGUAGGUUCAAAAGAUGGAAAAGUGAUAAGUUCAAAGUUCCUCUUGUUUGAUGUGUACCUUAGUUAAUUAUAAGCAUCUAUAAUGUGAAAAUCAAUGAAGGAUAUAUGUUUUCUCUUUA